Molecule: messenger RNA, 966 nt
Organism: Lotus japonicus
Lineage: Eukaryota; Viridiplantae; Streptophyta; Magnoliopsida; Fabales; Fabaceae
Product: AP-1 complex subunit sigma-1
Exons: 7
Coding region: 153-638 (161 amino acids)
Biological process (GO): vesicle-mediated transport; intracellular protein transport
Cellular component (GO): AP-1 adaptor complex; membrane coat; intracellular membrane-bounded organelle
Molecular function (GO): clathrin-cargo adaptor activity
Source: RefSeq, a predicted model, not a curated record
GGUGGACUAGUUGGAAUGGGCCGAGUCCAUGUUUGAGCCCGUGCUCUGUCAGUUGGGGGAAGAAAAAAUGCUUAAAAAUUAAAUAAAAUAAAGUAGAUCAAAAUCGAAGGCUCGGAGAAGAAGAAGAAGAAGAAGAAAUCGAAUCAAGCGAAAUGAUUAACUUUGUGCUGCUCAUUAGUCGUCAAGGGAAGGUCAGGCUCACAAAAUGGUAUUCACCUUACACUCAGAAGGAAAGAAAUAAGAUAAUCCGUGAGCUCAGUGGAAUGGUUCUUAGCCGUGCACCUAAGCUCUGUAACUUUGUAGAGUGGAGAGGACAGAAAGUUGUUUAUAAGAGGUAUGCUAGCCUAUAUUUCUGCAUGUGUAUUGAUGAAGAGGACAACGAGCUAGAAGUCCUUGAAAUGAUUCAUCAUUUUGUGGAGAUUCUCGAUCGGUACUUUGGCAGUGUCUGUGAACUGGACUUGAUAUUCAACUUCCAUAAGGCCUACUAUAUACUAGAUGAACUUCUAAUUGCUGGUGAGCUUCAGGAAUCGAGCAAAAAAACUAUUGCCCGGUUGAUUGCUGCACAGGAUUCAUUGGUGGAGACUGCUAAGGAGGAGGCCAGUUCAUUAAGUAAUAUAAUCGCACAAGCAACUAAGUGAGAGAUACAGUGUUACAAUUGCUGGCAUUUUGUGUAAUGAAGAAAUGUUUGGCAUGAUCAAGGUGUGGAUCUUUCCUGUUAAUAUUGGUCAUGUCUAUCUCCAAAUUUUAUUGUUUUCAAGUUGAAUUUGUACAAUAGAAAAGAAAGACAAAAACUAGGUCUCAACAGUAACAUUUUAUCUUCUUGAUUGGAGUUGCAAUUCGAUCGUUGGAUGUUUCAACUUUCAAGUCUGGGUGUGUGAACUGUUUUUACCCAUAUUGAUCUAUUUGCUUGAGGAAUACUUUUACCUCUGCUUUGAGCUUGGAUUUCAGUAGUGCUGAUUAAUUUUA